Messenger RNA from Angiostrongylus costaricensis, 474 nucleotides. The record is from the annotation of a GenBank genome assembly. NCBI's taxonomy places the organism in Eukaryota, Metazoa, Nematoda, Chromadorea, Rhabditida, Metastrongylidae.
AGUAAGGGAUGGGAUCCGAAGCUCCGACCUGCGUCAGCGAUCAAAAAUCAAAGAUGCCGUUCUGUACGCCAAACAGAUCAUUCUAACUUUAUUCGUGAGUCUCCUGGAGAAUGCGAAUUUGAUGAUGCAGCUAUGCAGGCGAUGGCUAAGCGCCUGAUCGAAAUUGAUUCAAACCUAUCUCGUAUUCGAUUUGAACUUGUACCUAAACAGUGGAAAUUUUGGCGAAACUACUUCUAUCGUGUAUCACUGAUACGGCAUUCAAUCUUGUCAAAUGCAUCCGAAGGACAAAGUUUCACCCAAAGAGUCUCUGAGCCGGAAGCAUCAGCACCAUCAAAGGUACGCAUCCAUGACGAUGACUGGGAGCGCGAACUACUGUCCGAUCUCAGCGAGUACGAAUUAGUGACGGAAAAGAAUGGUAAGAGCGAAGAUCAAUGGGAAACAGAAAUCAAGGAGUUACUGAACACUGUCGAAUAA